Molecule: messenger RNA, 1992 nt
Organism: Diplodia corticola
Lineage: Eukaryota; Fungi; Ascomycota; Dothideomycetes; Botryosphaeriales; Botryosphaeriaceae
Product: rna polymerase ii mediator complex component
Exons: 2
Coding region: 1-1992 (663 amino acids)
Biological process (GO): regulation of transcription by RNA polymerase II
Cellular component (GO): core mediator complex; mediator complex
Molecular function (GO): transcription coregulator activity
Source: RefSeq, a predicted model, not a curated record
AUGGCCGACUCCGAGCUGUCGGGCGGCAGCGCCGAGCUGCCAUUGGCCCUGCGCCCCGCCCCCUCCAGCUCCGACGCUGACGAGUCGCUCAUGACGCAGCUCCAGCGCAUCUCCGCCCAGUUCGGCCAAUUCCGCCACAUGGACGAGGACAAGCUCGCAGAGAUGGCCGCUGCCCAGCAGGCUGGCCUUGCCGACGCCGAAGAGGCCCAGGACGACGACGAAGAAGCCGGCGACGACGCGAAAAAGCGCGCCGACGAGCUUCGCGAAGCCAAGGCCGACAUGUUCAAGCACAUCAAUGAUGCCCAGCAGGAAAUCCUGUACACCAUCGACUUCCUUGGCCUGCUUCUCUCCAAGGAUAAUCCCCGCGGCUCCAACUACAUGUCGCCUACCCUGAAGCAAAGCGGCGUCCCCGAAGGAUCCUUCUCCUACGACAAGUGGCCGGUCAAGCAGUUGGAUGAGCGUCAGAAGAAGCAGCAGGAUCUCGUCGCAAAGGGCUGGACAAUGGAGGGCCUUGGCGCCUCUGCCGAUUCGCUUUUGCAGGCCGCCACGAAGCUCGAGAAAGAGGUGCGGAAAGAGACCCAGUACUGGGGCCAGAUCCUGUCCGUCAAAAAGAGGGGGUGGUCGCUGCGCAGAGUGCCCCGCGAGAGCGGCACCCUUGGCGUCCAGUUUGGGUUCCUCGAGGCAAGCGAUAGGUUCCAAGCCCGUGGGUUUGCCCCUCUACGCGCCAAGGAAGACGGCAACAUCAUACUUGAUCAAGCUCUUGUCCAGAAGCCCAAGACCAUUCGCGUUCGCAUCGUCGAGUGUGGAAAGACCGUGGGCACUUCGGAACAGAACAACCUGGUUUUUGCCCAGCAAAGCGAUCUGGAGAUUGAGGAUCUGAUUCGGAGGGCAAGGGAUUCCCUCUUUGAACAAGAGCUGUUCCACGAGAUGACCAUGGAAACUCGCCAACUGCUGUCCUACAAGACACAGUUCCGAGAUCACGUCAUCAUCAUUCCCGCGAACCCAGAGUACGAAGCCAGCGAGCCGGGUCAGAAGCGCGAGAUCCAUGUCGAUCUCAUCGGCGUUGAAGAUGCGGAAGAGCUUCUCUCUAGGCGACCCGAAGAUGGCCUGGCUAAUGAUGUUGCCCUCACGCUGCGUCUCUUGUUGACCUACAUUCACAGCCAGAGAUUGAGAAAGCGCACCCAGCAGCCUCUUCCCAUGACUGACCGCCCUCGACCCGAACCACAACUUCCCAUCAUCCGAAUCAUGCUGAAUUUCAUCUAUCAUUACAACACCGCCACUGCUCUCAGAUCACAUUUGUCGUCUAUUCAGCAUGUUCUGGCGCGGGCUGGGAUUUCUCUCAACAUCAACCUUGAGUCAGCAUACGCAAACCUCUCGGAGGCGAUCAAUACAGUCCACUCUGAUCGGAGUCGUCUUCCACAACUGGAUGCCCUGAUGACGGUACUAUCUCGGCCUCUGCAUACCACAGCGACUUUUUCUUUGCCUUCAACGUUGGACGAGGCUGCGGCGUUACGGCAGGAACUCACAGUCACACUUCGAACGCCUAUUGCCCCGCACAUUCAGGGCACUGAUAUCAGCCUCACGAUACCUCCCGCACUUGCUGGUAUUCUCUACCGUGACAAUCGACAAGCUCAGAAGCGAAUCCUCUCUUUUGACGCGCUAGAUGCCCUUCAAGAGUACAUCGACCAUGCCAUGUCCAUGGAUCUGUCGCUUAAUCUCGCCAUGAGGGACCGUUCGAAUCUGCAAGCCAGGAAUGCUAAGAAUCGGCUCCCAGAACUGUCGUAUUUUGUAAGGAGAGGGGAGAACAAAGAAGCAGUGAUGCUACAGCUGGCAACCCACAUUUCCGGAAAAGAAGGGUGUCUAAAGGUGAGGUGGUACGCCCUUGAUGCUCAGCUGGGCGGAGAUGAGGCUGUGUGGCGGAAGGAUGAUGGGGAAAGCAGAAGCUUCAAAGAAGUCGUUGGUGCUUUUUUGAACGUGUCGUUGCCUAGUUAG